ACUCAUUUAAUCAAGGGAAUGCAGUUCUUAGCUUUUAGUCAAAACGUAAACCAAAGUUGUCAAUGCUAGCGAUUCCUUCGAAUGCAAUGGGCUGGUGUGCAGGUGAGCCAACGUGAGAACAGGCUCCCCAAAAGGAACCCCCUCGGUCCGUUCGCACAUGGGAACCGAGUCACCCGACCUUAUCCGCAUUUUAACAGUUUAAAAACGGACUCUUGGACACAGAAGCAUGUCAAGAGACAGCAUGACAGCUGUACGGGGAGCCCAUUCACACAAUGCAAGCCCCGCUUCACCUAAGGAGAAUGGACAUACUGCGCUGAGCCCCGUUCAGCCUGACGCCAACUUUCACCAUCCCUCAGCGGGGAACAUACCCGAUGAUACUCCGGUGUCCUCGACCAGCGAACUGACCCAGACCUGGGUUCACUUCGCUAAAACGUUUGUUCUAAUUUUCCCCAUAUACGCUUUGGGUUAUUUUGAGUUUAGCUUCAGCUGGCUGUUGAUUGGACUGGUUAUCUUUUUCUGGUGGAGGAGGAACACAGGAGGGAAGCACAGCCGACUAAACCGUGCUCUGGCUUUCUUUGAGCAGGAGGAGAGAAGUGUCAAACAGGGUCUUACGACCUCCGAUUUACCACCAUGGGUGCACUUCCCAGAUGUAGAGCGGGUGGAGUGGAUAAACAAGACGGUGAAGCAGAUGUGGCCCUACAUCUGCCAGUUUGUGGAGAAAUUAUUCCACGAGACGAUCGAGCCGGCAGUGAAGGAGUCCAACGCCCACCUCAGCACCUUCUGUUUCAGCAAAAUCGACAUAGGAGACAAACCCCUGAGGGUCAACGGAGUCAAGGUUUAUUCAGAGAAUGUGGAUAAGCGUCAGAUCAUCAUGGACCUGCAGAUCAGCUUUGUUGGCAACACAGAGAUUGACGUGGACAUCAAGCGUUACUACUGCAAAGCUGGCAUUAAGAGCAUCCAGAUCCACGGCGUGUUGAGAGUGGUGAUGGAGCCGUUGCUGGGUGAUAUGCCUCUUGUUGGAGCGCUGUCUCUGUUCUUCCUCAAGAAGCCACUUCUGGAUAUAAAUUGGACUGGCCUCACCAAUCUACUGGACAUUCCAGGGCUCAAUGGCCUCUCUGACAGUCUGAUUCAAGACAUUAUCUACAGUUAUCUGGUUUUACCCAACCGUGUCACCAUCCCACUGGUUGGGGAUGUGGAACUUGCCAAGCUACGCUUCCCAAUGCCAAAGGGAGUCUUGAGGAUCCACUUCUUGGAGGCUCAGGAUCUGGAAGGGAAGGAUAAAUUUCUGGGAGGGCUGAUCAAGGGCAAAUCUGACCCAUACGGCGUCCUGCAGAUCGGCAACCAGAUGUUCCAGAGCAAAACAGUUAAAGAGAGCCUCCAUCCCAAGUGGAAUGAAGUUUAUGAGGCACUGGUGUAUGAGCACUCAGGUCAACAUCUUGAGAUUGAGUUGUUUGAUGAGGAUCCAGACAAAGAUGACUUCCUGGGAAGCCUCAUGAUCGAUAUGACUGAGCUGCACAAAGAACAAAAGGUUGAUGAGUGGUUUGACCUGGAAGAAACGCCUACUGGGAAGCUGCACUUAAAACUAGAGUGGCUGUCUCUGCUUUCCACUAAUGAGAAGUUGGAUCAGGUGUUGCGCAGUGUGCGCGCAGACAGAAGCCUGGCCAAUGACGGGCUGUCGUCAGCACUGCUGGUGAUCUAUCUGGACUCGGCAAAGAACCUGCCAAGCAACCUGUCAGAUUUCACCUAUGACGGGUUGAAGCAAGUCUCAGUCUUUAAGGCGCUGAAGCAGGCUGCAAAGAAGAGCAGCACUGAGCCGAGCCCUCACGUCCAAUUCACUGUUGGACACAAAACACUUGAGAGUAAGAUCCGGUACAAGACCAAGGAGCCUCUGUGGGAAGACUGUUUCUCAUUCCUUGUUCACAACCCCAGGAGGCAGGAGCUCGAAGUGGAGGUAAAAGAUGACAAGCACAAAUGCACUCUGGGUAACUUGACGGUGCCUUUGAGCAGACUGUUGGUGGAGGAGGACAUGACGCUGACUCAGUACUUUCCUCUCAGGAACUCCGGGCCCAGCUCCACCAUCAAACUUAAAAUGGCCUUGAGGAUUCUGUCCCUUGAGAAGCAGGUGUCCUCAGACCAGCCUUCCUCCGUCCAGGUCAGGAAAUCCAGCGUGCCGCAGCCAACCACAGCCCCAUGCCAGAAACGGUCAGCCUCAGAUUCCCCGCUACCUCCACCCACACCUCCACCACCUAUAGACGCUUCCACGCUUACCCUCCAACACAGGGACGGCGAGCCGUACUCAGCCAGCCCUCUUCGCAGUACCUCCAACCUGAGCACCUGCAUGUCCAGUUCCCAGAAACACCUGCCUCAUAAUGAGUCCACACCCAGCCUGGCCUCGGACAUCUCCCUACCCUUUGCCACUUUGGAGCUUCAGCAAAGGCUUCGUCAGCUGCAGAAUGGGUCGGCCCCCAGCCAGUACCCCCUGGGUGAGGUCCAGCUGACUGUUCGGCACAGCUGCCAGAGGAACAAACUCAUUGUGGUGGUGCACGCCUGCCGUAACUUGAUAGCCUUCACCAAAGACGGCUCGGAUCCCUUCAUCCGUCUCUAUUUGCUGCCUGACAAGAGCCGGACAGGGAGGAGGAAGACCAGCACAAUGAAGAGGACCCUUAACCCUGUUUAUGAUCAAACGUUUGAGUUUACUGUGUCUAUUGUGGAGCUCCACAGGCGAACUCUGGAUGUAGCAGUGAAGAACGGAGGGAGCAUCCUGUCCAAACACAAGGGGCUCUUGGGAAAGGUGCUGGUAGAUUUAAGUGGGGAGGAUAUAUCCAGAGGAUGGACACAAUGGUAUGAUUUGAGUGAAGAUGGAUUGUCAUCUCAAGGCAUAACAAGGAUUCAAGACCCCCUCCUCACAUAGUGAAACAUCCUUUCUGCUGUAAUAUAGUGAUCUCAUUAAUAUAAGGGCACAUCAUUUUGUUUUUUUCAUUUAUAUUUUUCAUGUAGUUUACAGGUAUUAUUUCAGCACACAGGUUUUUCAAACAUUUCCUGUUUUUAUUUCAUUAUUGAUCACGAUUGGAACAUACUUCAACAUACUGUAGUGAAACACACUGACUGCCUUGUCUUUGUUUUCAGUGUUUUAUGUAAAUAUCAAGUUGCUAAUUCAUAGUUAGGAGAAUUUGCAGGGGUUUUCCUGACAUUAUAUUUCCUUAAAGGAAAUGGUGUUGAAAUCUGUCAAAACUGUUAUUGCUUUCUGUCUGGUUUGUUAAAAUGUGACAAAUUCUGUUUUUGUCAUGUGAGAAAACUCUUACCAAAGGAACAGAUACAAUCACAAAAGUAGGCAUAAGUAGCAGUCUUGACUUUGAUAUUUUUUGUUAUGGAGUGUUAUUUGAUUGUUUACCUCUUAUUGUUCUUUAUGCUUGAUUACAAACAUGGAAUGCAUAUAUGCAGAGAAUAAAAUGAUUGCUCUGUAUAUUUUAAGAGGACCUUGUGCAAUAUUGGUUGUUCUGAACAUUGUCUCAGAUACUGAAGAUCUGGGGGCAUUUUAGGGCUAUGAACAAGUGCUGUAUAAUUUGAUCAAAAGGAUACUUGAAUGAGGGUUUGUUGUUCAAACCAAAUGUGAGUUUAGCAAAGUAAAAAAAAUGAAAAGAGACAACAAUUAUUGUAUUUUAUGAGCAGGACCGCCAGAAUUAAGAUGGCACAGCUGUGUCAUAGGCUUGCACAUGUUUUGCCAUGCAGUUAUAACUGUUUGUUGGAGCUUUUAAAUAUUUUUCUUGUUAUCUAUCCUGUGCCUUAAAAAGACCCACUAUGUAAUUUUUGC
Seriola dumerili (greater amberjack) is the source of this 3811-nucleotide messenger RNA. RefSeq names its product extended synaptotagmin 2 (gene esyt2b). The record is from RefSeq and is a predicted model, not a curated record. The transcript has 23 exons. Gene Ontology annotation, molecular function: lipid binding. NCBI's taxonomy places the organism in Eukaryota, Metazoa, Chordata, Actinopteri, Carangiformes, Carangidae. Gene Ontology annotation, biological process: lipid transport. Bases 227 to 2911 code for a protein of 894 amino acids.